GGAGGAGGACUUGGAGACGGGCCCCGGGUGAGAAGCAGAUAGACGUGAGAGCUAACACCGCUUGCCACGCUCCGAGACUUUUUCCACACAACAGUGGGAAAGCCUUGAAGGAGACUCCUGUUACCCUUUCAUAAUUUCAGCUUUGCCCGCCUAUAAGUUCCCGUCGCGGUGUAUGUCCCGCCAGAACUUUUUUUUACGGGAAUCGGACACUGUUUAACGGUGUUUCGUUCGAGCUCUUCUGGAUAUUCGAUCGUCUGUGUUUUUUUUCUUACUCCUUUUUUUGCUGCGUUCGAAUUCCCUGAACUUCGGAGACGUUUUAAGGCAGUGAUCGUGGAGUGGACUAGCGAGAGACCAGUGGAGAGUACUUUUUAAACUUAGAAAUGUAGAACUCUUUCGGUUUACGCCUUCAAGAACGCCUUAGCUGGAGUGACGUGUGCAUACUGAAAAAACACUCAUGAAAACGGAAAGGGGACUUGUGGACGUUGCUCAAGAACUGAAUGAAAUGAAAUUUUCGUGGACGCCACCGGCCGCCAGGAACACAUAAGCUGUGUUGGAUUCUUGGAACGAGCAUCGCUCAUCAGAACAAAAAAAAUCCGACAGAUUAUCGGAACAGAUUGGCCGUGCAGUUGGGCAGUCACCAGCACGACCACCACCACCACCACCGCCGCCGCCGCUUAGCCUCGAAUUCGCAAGGACGCGCCAUGAGCUAUCACCUUCACGCGCUGCUGCUGGUGCUGUGCUGCAUUCACCUGCACGCUGUCAAUGCUAAAGGCCCCCCGCGGGUGUCCGAGCGGGUGAGCGAACGCGUGCUGGCACGGGUGGGGCGCACGCUCAAGCUGUCGUGCCCCGUGGAGGGCGACCCACCGCCCCUCAUCAUGUGGAGCAAGGACGGGCGCAACAUCCACAGCGGCUGGAUGCGCUACCGCGUGCUGCGCGACGGCCUGCGAGUCACGGAGCUGGAGCCUGACGACGCCGGCGUCUUCACCUGCCAGGCCACCAAUGGUUUCGGCAGCGUCACCAUCAACUACUCGCUCGCCGUCAUCGAGGAGGGAAGCACAGGGAGUAGCGGUGCGUUGCGAACAUCGGUGAUCAAUGCCAGGACCGGGGAAGACGGCCACUUGGGCAAAGCCGGCAUGAAGCCGCGGUUCACGCAGCCGGCCAAGAUGCGGCGGCGCGUGAUCGCGAGGCCCGUCGGCAGCUCCGUUCGCCUCAAGUGCAACGCGGGCGGCAGCCCCCGGCCGGACGUCGUCUGGUUCAAGGACGAGCACGUGUUCGGCGACGCCGGGCCGUCGCCCACCGCGGCUCCUCUGGCGCUGGACGUGAGGGCGGCCGCUCGCGGCGACGGCGACGGGAUGCCUCCCGACCUCCGGAAGGCACAAGGCAAAAAGAGGUGGACGCUGAUCCUGCGGAGCCUGAGGCCAGAGGACGCGGGGCGCUACACGUGCCGCGUGUCCAACCGGUUCGGGGAAAUCAGCGCCACCUACAAGAUCGAUGUUAUCGAGCGGAUGCGCUCCAAGCCGGUGCUGACGGGCACGCACCCCGUCAACACCACGGUGGACUUUGGCGGCUCGACCUCGCUCCAGUGCAAGGUGCGCAGCGACGUGAAGCCCGUCAUCCAGUGGCUGAAGCGCGUGGAGCCGGGCGGCGUGCACGGACUCAACUCCACCAUCGACGUCCGCGGCCAACGCUUCGCCGUGCUGCCCACGGGCGAGGUGUGGUCGCGUCCGGACGGCUCCUACCUCAACAAGCUGGUGAUCGUGAGGGCGCGGGCCGAGGACGCCGGCAUGUACAUCUGCCUGGGCGCCAACAGCAUGGGCUACAGCUUCCGCAGCGCCUUCCUCACCGUGCAGUCCGAUCCCACCAAGAUGAAGAGAGAGCCCUUACCAACUGCGAGCUCCCUGCCCUGGCCGGCCAUCGUGGGUAUACCCACCGGUGUCUGCUUGCUCUUGGCCAUGGCGACAUUCUGGCUUUGCCGGCAUCACAACCGAUGUCGGCUGUGCCGACCUUCAUCACCCGCCGGACAAGGGGCGCCAUUGCCUGGGUCACCUGACGCCCAGCGUUUUCACCAGCAAGCUCUGCCUCACCUACAGCAACUGCAGCAACACCAUCAGCAGCAGCAGCAACAACAACAACAGCAGCAGCUGCAGUAUGGCCACAUCAACGGCAAGCGCGGUGGGGAGCGUACAGCCUCGGCUCAGGCCACGCUGUCCGAGAAGGAGGGCAGCUCGCUGGCGGGAGUCCCCGAGGAGUGCGCGCUGCCCACGGCCGCUGGCAUCGCGCAGACACCGCGGACUUUCUCGCCGUCAAAGUUCUACCACAUGGACGUGCACAGCCACUACCACGCACACGCGGAGGGCAAAGUGCAAGAGCACCAGUACGUGCACUACAAGUGUUAGCGAGGGGGGGGGGGCCCCGUUCCUUCUCCAGCUCCGCACCAGAGCUGUUUGUCGUUUGGCUUUGUAUAGAGGGCGGAAGGAGAGAGACGUGAAGGCAGGUCCCAUCAGUCUAGACCUUUUGCCCGGGGGGGGGGGGGGGUGGCGGAAUUUCACUGCAUCUCAUGUUGCCGAGUCAACAUUACGUAGCAACCCACGGUGGUAAGGCCUGGCAAACGUCUUUCCUUUAGAGCACCACUGGGGCGAAACCAAGGAAUGCACAACGUUCUGCUUGAGCAGGCCAGAGACACAGCCUGCGACUCACGGGCACCCGGGGGUGAAGUCUCGCAAGACUUGCCUGCCCCCUCCCACAUGUGGACAAGGGUCGACCCGCGAUUUGGGCAGCUAAUGAGUAACACUCGUAAGCGAAUGCUGCGGUCAGAUUGAAGAUAAACAAAGCUAAUUAAAGGAAUGGCUAAACAUUUGCCGAAAUCUUAUUUAACGUGCAAGCGACAUGUGCCUCGCAAAGACUUGAGUAUCGGUCAGGUGUUAAUCUUCGUUCGCCAUUAGUACCCUCGGAAAAUUACAUGCAUUUUUUUUACUCUCCAUUUAAAACUUUAGUUCUGAGGAAACAUAAUCAAAGGACUUUUGUAUUGCAGGAACAUAUAUUUGUAAACAGAGUUAUACAUCUAACUAAAUUAAAGAUUGUCUGCAAUGUUUUUUAUAUGUUAUUGGAAUUUUUAUUUGAUACAAAUCACAGGAAAAGGGUAGUAAUUUUAAAACAAUCUCUUAAGUCAUAUAUAGAUGGCCAUUUAAAGUAGUUUGUAGGAUUAGAGCAUAUGUGUGACCUGUUACUAGCAUGGUUACCAUCAUUACAAUUCAUAUGUGCAUAAAUAUAUUACUGCCUGAUUAAAAAUACAGAUUCUAGUUAGUAUUAACGUUAUCAAAUGAAACAUACAUUUGCAAAAAAAAUAGCUUUAGGGUUAUCAAAUGUCACCUUUUUAAAGUGACAAUGCCCUUUUUAUUUGUUUUAUAACAAGUAACAUCGUCCACGGUAUUUUUUUCAACACUUGUCACGUGUUGAAAUGAAGAGAGAAAUAUAUGGAAAUCAAAUUGUAUAGAAACGAG
Messenger RNA from Petromyzon marinus (sea lamprey), 3500 nucleotides. RefSeq names its product fibroblast growth factor receptor-like 1. Gene Ontology annotation, cellular component: plasma membrane. The record is from RefSeq and is a predicted model, not a curated record. Lineage: Eukaryota; Metazoa; Chordata; Hyperoartia; Petromyzontiformes; Petromyzontidae. Gene Ontology annotation, molecular function: fibroblast growth factor receptor activity; fibroblast growth factor binding.